Molecule: messenger RNA, 543 nt
Organism: Durusdinium trenchii
Lineage: Eukaryota; Dinophyceae; Suessiales; Symbiodiniaceae
Source: the annotation of a GenBank genome assembly
AUGCUUCGCAACAUUCCCAACAAGUACACCCGGGAAAUGCUGGUGAAGCAGCUGAACCAGGAUUUCAAGGGCCGCUUCGACUUUGUCUACUUGCCCAUCGAUUUCAAAAACAAAUGCAAUGUUGGAUAUGGCUUCGUGAACUUCCGCACUUCAGCCUCAUGUGACGAGUUCAUCGCCAAGUAUGACGGAGUGGAUGUGCGCAAGUGUCUUCCUGGGCUCAACUCCAAAAAGAUUGCUGGCGUCACGCCAGCUCGGGUGCAAGGCUUGGAGGAGAAUGUGCGCCGAUUGCGGACAGGUCCUGUCAUGAACGAACUCGUGAAUCAUCCUGAUUGGAUGCCUCUACUGUUGGACGACAAGGGAGAGGCACAUGCAACACCGGUGAAACUGAACGGUUGCAAAAAGGAUUGGUUGAAAAGAAAGGAAGGGAACACAGCACAACACAGAGGUCUUCAGGUAAGGAAGAAAAAGAGAAGAAAGAAAAGCAUAACAAGAAAAGGAACAACAAGGAAGAAAGAAAAGGGGAAGAGGUCCACAACUAUUUGA